CACCACCACCACCACCACCACCAUUCGCGUUUCCAGAAACGGAAACAACAACAAAUCCGUAGUCCUCCUCUCGUCAGCUCCGUCCCCAGCGAAUUUAAUUCCCUCUCCCUUCCCACUGCGAGGAAUAAUACUCCCAACUCCCAACCAAAUUAGAUGUUCCCUGCCACAUAAUCCCAUUGGCAUCGGAAUCCCCCGAAUCCCAUUCCUUCUUAUCACCCCUUCCAUUCCCUCCUCCUCCUCCUCCCAAAUGCCUAUUUAACACCACCAUGCGAAUUCCCAAGAAACCCGUUUCCUUCUGCCUCUUUCUGUUUUAUCCCGAACUUUCCGCUUCCUCUCUCUUUCCCCGCUUCCGCUCUCCCGGUAAAAGAAAAGGCUUUCACACAAUAGGAGGUUAUCAAUUGCAUGCCAGUUAUUCGAUGGAAAAGGGCCACGAAACUGCUGUAGGAGGUGACCAGUCAGCGCAUUUUGCACCUAUGGGCUUGACUGAUGGUGUUCAAAAACCAUGUGUAUGGUCAUCUCCCCAAGGAGGACUGAAAAUUGACAUAAGAAAGCAGAUCUUCUGCAACAGAUCGUUGAAUAUGAAGAAUAUUGUUGCGGUAGGAUUUGAUAUGGAUUACACAUUGGCACAGUACAAGCCAGAAACCUUCGAGUCUCUUGCAUACGAUGGAACUAUCCGGAAGUUGGUGUACGAUCUAGGAUACCCUCGUGAGUUGCUGAAUUGGUCCUUCGAUUGGACAUAUAUGGUCAGAGGGUUGGUUCUGGAUAAGAAGAGAGGCAACAUCUUGAAGAUGGAUCGACAUAAGUAUGUGAAAGUUGCUUACCAUGGAUUCAAAGAGUUAUCUAAGGAAGAUAAGGUUAACACCUAUGGAAAUACAUUAGUGCGGGAUUCCUUUGACGAGCCAGAUUAUAUUAUCAUUGAUACCCUCUUUGCCCUUGCUGAAGCUUACAUGUUUGCCCAACUGGUUGACUUUAAAGACAAAAAUUCGGGAAAAUUUCCAGAUAGUGUUGAUUACGCUGUUAUGUACAAGGAUGUUCGAGCUGCUGUCGAUUUGUGCCACCGUGAUGGAACUUUAAAGCAAAUGGUGGCAAAUGACCCUCAGCGGUACAUUAAUGAAGAUACCUCCAUAGUUCCUAUGCUCAAAAUGCUGAGAGAUUCCGGCCGUGCUACAUUCCUGGUGACAAACAGUUUAUGGGACUAUACAAACAUUGUAAUGAAUUUCCUUUGUGAGUCGCGCACAGUGGAUGGUAGUAGAAAAUGCAAUUUCGACUGGCUUAAAUACUUCGAUGUUGUCAUCACUGGCAGUGCAAAGCCAAGCUUCUUUCAUGAUGGUAACCGUGCUAAUCUGUUUGAGGUAGAUCUCGAGUCGGGGAUGCUACAUAAUACUGAUAAUGGUUCUCCUAUGGCUCAGGUUGGAAGUUCUUCACCUGCACCUACAUUAUCAUUGAACGGACUGAAGAAGGGUUGUAGAGUUUUCCAGGGAGGCAGCGUUGGGCAUCUUCAUAAACUGCUUUCAAUUGAGUCAAGUUCACAGGUUCUUUAUGUUGGUGACCAUAUAUACGGAGAUAUUUUGCGCAGCAAAAAAGUUCUUGGGUGGAGAACAAUGCUUGUUGUUCCAGAGCUAGAAAGGGAGGUUGAACUCCUAUGGGAAUUGAGAGAUACCCGCAAGCAACUUCAAUUGUUGAGGAAUGAGCGCGAUCUGAUUGAAGACAAAAUACAUCAUCUAAAGUGGUCUCUCAAAUAUGACAAUAUCAGUGCUGAGGAGAAGCAAAAAUUAUCUUCUGAAUACAAUGCGUUGGAGUUCCAAAGAGACCAAGUGCGGUUCAUCCAUCAACAGUCUCAACGUGAAUGUCACCAAAUGUUUCACAAGAUUUGGGGACAACUCAUGAAGACUGGCUAUCAGAACUCUCGCUUUGCCCAUCAGGUUGAAAGAUUUGCCUGCCUUUAUGCUAGCCAAGUUUCCAACUUGAGCCUCUAUUCUCCUGACAAAUACUACAGGCCGAGUGAAGACUACAUGCCCCAUGAAUUCGAUAUUCUUCCCCUGUGAAGCAUCUCCGCGUCGUGAUAAGAAGAGGCAGCAUUUCAGGAGGAGCGUAGUGAGUUCAGCUUUGAGAACCAUUAAACAAAGAGCUAAUGCCAAAAGCUUAGUACCCCCUUAUAAAUGUUUGCUCCAAUAGAUUACUGUAAAUUAAGUGCUUAUAAUCCCUUUACUUUUCUUUGCCCCUGUAUGUAGUACAAACUUUUCCGCAUUAUGAAUGAAGAAAUGUUUCGUUGCGUGUCA
Molecule: messenger RNA, 2279 nt
Organism: Pyrus x bretschneideri (Chinese white pear)
Lineage: Eukaryota; Viridiplantae; Streptophyta; Magnoliopsida; Rosales; Rosaceae
Product: 5'-nucleotidase domain-containing protein 4
Molecular function (GO): 5'-nucleotidase activity
Source: RefSeq, a predicted model, not a curated record